GCUCGCAACUGGAUAGACAAGCUCGUCUAUCGGUAUAUCGGGACUAUGUUGUCAUGAUCAAUGUCUUUGGCAGGCCUGGAGAUGAGAUCACAGCCCGGGGAAGACGCUUUAAGGUGGCAGCAGAAGAGUGGCCGGGUCAGGCGGUUCUCCACAAAAUGACACGAUCGGCAAGCAGCUUGCGCCAGCCCACGUCUUUGCUCGCAGGGAGAGGUAUAUAACCCCCCCAAAUAGCCCUCGGCCCUUCUCUCUCUACACAUCAGCCCUAACAUCAUGUCGUCUGAACAAGAACACGGCACUGUUGGUGAGGCCAACAACGUCAAGAAAAUCCACCCUCACCCUCGACUCCACGACGUCAAACUCCACCCAAAACCCCACGUCAAGGACCAUGCAGCUUAUGCAGAUCUGUACAAGGAGUCCAUCGAACAACCCACUGAGUUCUGGGGCCGUAUGGCUCGUGAGAACUUAUCCUGGGACCGGGAUUUCAAGACUGUGCAGAGUGGUUCAUUUGAGGAUGGUGAUGUUGCAUGGUUCCUUGAAGGUGAGCUGAACGCUUGCUACAACUGUGUGGAUAGGCAUGCACACAAGAAUCCCGAUAGUGUGGCUUUGAUUUACGAAGCGGAUGAGCCUGGAGAGGGCCGCAACAUCACUUACAAGCAACUCUUGCGAGAUGUGUGUCAGUUGGCCAAUACUCUCAAAGCAAUGGGUGUCAAGAAGGGUGAUGUGGUGACUAUCUACAUGCCUAUGAUUCCAGAGACUAUCGUUGCCUUUUUGGCCAUUAUCCGACUGGGUGCUGUUCACUCGGUUGUAUUUGCUGGAUUCUCAUCAGAAUCCCUGCGAGACCGCAUCCACAAUGGCAAGUCCAAGUUUGUGCUCACGUCGGAUGAAGGUAAGCGCGGUGGCAAGAAUAUUGGCACAAAGCGUAUUGUGGAUGAUGCACUCAAGCAGUGUCCCGAUGUCAAGCACUGUCUUGUGUUUAAGCGAACAGGUUCUGAAGUGCCAUGGACAGAGGGACGUGAUUACUGGUGGGAUGAGGAAGUCAAGAAGUACCCUGGCUUUUGUCCCUGCACUCCAGUCAGCUCCGAGGAUCCACUCUUCUUGCUGUACACGUCUGGUUCAACGGGUGCUCCUAAGGGUGUUUUGCACACAACUGCGGGAUACCUCCUCGGUGCAGCAAUGACGCUCAAGUACAUCUUUGAUGUCCACCCAGGUGACAAGAUUGGUACAGCAGGUGAUGUCGGAUGGAUUACUGGACACACGUAUGUGGUGUAUGCCCCCCUGUUGCUAGGUGUCGCGACCCUUGUGUUUGAAGGAACACCCGCGUACCCGAGUUUCUCUCGUUACUGGGAAAUUGUGGAGCAGCACAAGAUUACACACUGGUACGUGGCACCAACUGCCAUUCGUCUUCUCAAGCGAGCAGGCGAUGAGCAUGUCAAGGGCGAUUUAUCAUCCUUGCGUAUGCUAGGAUCGGUGGGUGAACCCAUCGCACCAGAAGUCUUCCAAUGGUACUCCUCUGUUGUUGGAAAAGAUCAGUGUUCAGUGGUGGACACAUACUGGCAAACAGAAACCGGGUCACACAUCAUUGCACCACUCUCUGCUGCUGUCGCUACGAAACCUGGAUCUGCUUCAUUGCCAUUCUUUGGUAUUGAGCCGGCACUUGUUGAUCCUGAGAAGGGUACGGAAAUUCAAGGAAAUGAUGUCGAGGGUGUCUUGGUCAUUAAGCGUCCCUGGCCGUCCAUGGCACGCACGGUGUAUGGUGCACAUGAUAGGUACAUGGAUACCUACUUGAAACCUUACCCAGGUUAUUACUUCACGGGUGAUGGCGCAGGUCGUGAUCAUGAUGGUUAUUAUUGGAUUCGAGGACGUGUGGAUGAUGUCGUCAAUGUCUCUGGUCAUCGUCUCUCUACUGCAGAGAUUGAAGCGGCACUCAUCCAAUACAAUGGUGUUGGUGAAUCUGCAGCGGUUGGAUACCCCAAUGAACUGACGGGUCAGUCGAUUGCUGCGUUUGUACAGUUGAAGUCGGGUGUGGAAGCGUCAGACCAGCUCAAGAAGGAUCUCAUCCUGCAAGUACGCAAGUCUAUCGGUCCCUUUGCAGCACCGAGCAAGAUUUUCUUUACAGAACUCCCAAAGACGCGCAGUGGCAAGAUCAUGCGUCGUAUCUUGAGAAAAGUGUGUGCUGGUGAGUCCUCCAAGGAACAGCUCGGUGACACGAGUACCUUGCAGAACCCUGAGGUUGUUGACGAUAUCGUCAAGGCUGUUGGUGAUAUGAAGUAAAGUACAGUAGUAUAAAGUAACAGACAGAUUUCACAAGUGUUCAAGGUCAGGGGAUUUUUGUG
Protomyces lactucae-debilis is the source of this 2333-nucleotide messenger RNA. Its product is annotated as acetyl-coenzyme A synthetase. The coding region runs from base 271 to 2271 and encodes 666 amino acids. Gene Ontology annotation, molecular function: acetyl-CoA synthetase activity; AMP binding. The transcript is spliced from 3 exons. Gene Ontology annotation, cellular component: cytosol. The record is from RefSeq and is a predicted model, not a curated record. Lineage: Eukaryota; Fungi; Ascomycota; Taphrinomycetes; Taphrinales; Protomycetaceae.